Synchytrium microbalum is the source of this 4260-nucleotide messenger RNA. RefSeq lists its product as uncharacterized. NCBI's taxonomy places the organism in Eukaryota, Fungi, Chytridiomycota, Chytridiomycetes, Synchytriales, Synchytriaceae. The record is from RefSeq and is a predicted model, not a curated record. Bases 1 to 4260 code for a protein of 1419 amino acids. Gene Ontology annotation, molecular function: triacylglycerol lipase activity; sterol ester esterase activity. Gene Ontology annotation, biological process: triglyceride catabolic process. The transcript is spliced from 15 exons. Gene Ontology annotation, cellular component: cytosol.
AUGUCGCAACUAAUCCCAUUCAUGGACACAUUCCAACUGCAGCGCAAAUUUGAAAAGGAAUUGCACAAACGAGGCCUUCAAAUCAAGGAUUCGAUUAAGAAGAAGAGAGAAUGGUUGAAUUCUCAGCUCGCUGAUCCUUCUCAAUCUCUCAGAUUGACUGGUACUGCUGUGCCCAUCCAUCCUGACGGUGACCAAUACUACUAUCAUGAAAAGGAAUCAAAUCUCAUGCUAUGGCCAGGCGAUGGUGACACCAGAAUCGACAGAUUCGAUUGUAGAGCAAGCUUGGACUUUAUUCCACCUGAUAUUCCAAAUGCUGCAGCCGACACGGAUGUAGAUCAAGAUUUAAUACAAUUCGAGCGCUACCGUGACGUCAUUGAAUUGAAACGAGCCGAAGUCGACGAUGAAGCUUUCUUGUCUCAUUUGGACUCUGUAUGGAAUGAAAAGCUGAUGAAGAAGAAACGAUCCUCUCGACUGAUUGAUGCAGAUGAACCACCACUCCCCGGUGAUAUUUUGGAUGAAGACGAAGUUUAUCAAUUCAUGGCCAUCAUGACAGACGAUCAAGUUGAAGCACUGAACGCUUCUGCUUUAGAUUAUGGCAUUCGUAAUAUAAUAUCAAAGCUGAACAGGGCUAAAGAGGAAGCCGACGAUGCCAUCGCGAGGGAAGAUGCAUUAGAGGAAGAAAGGGGACAGAGUAGAAGGAAGACGAAGAAGAAGAGAGCUGAGGGUCCAUCUAAAAGGAGACUAAAUAGACGUGGUUCGUCUGAUCUCAAGGGAGUCGACAUUGAAGAAAAAGACGAAUCUGAUGAGUCUGAUUCUGAAGCUGAUGAUGGAGAAGCUGAAUUUAUUACUGAACUGUCUGUGAGAACUACGGAACUGGCUGAUUCUCAGCCAGGAUUUUUGGACGACGAGGACGAUCGUCCCAACCCACUGCCAAGGUCUGGUCUAACUCCGAUAUUACCUCCAGCACCAACUCUAGCAGCACCUGUAAAGAAAAUGACGGCUUUAGAACGUUUGAAGGAGAGAUCAAGAUUGGCUCUAACCGCAGAAAGUCGACGAGAUGAAGUCAAGAAGCACAUCAAGGAAGUUCAAAAGCAGCAAGAAUCUCAAAUUGAACGUGAUGCUGGGUUUUCAUUAGGAAUAUACAAUCAACCCAUUCGUUCUGUACCAUCAGCCUCAGCUGUAAAUUCUUGGCAUUUGGAUGUGACGGGACGAGACAGAAAGACGGAAGAGAACGAGAGACAUCGCUCUCCUCCUUUUCGAAAGGAUGCUGGACGGCGAUCCCUUUCACCACGUAGUAGAAGGAGGUCUUCGUCACCCCGUAGUAAAAAACGCUCUCCCUCUCCAUCACCACGCAGGAGAAGGCUCUCUCGCUCUCCAUCACCUCUAGUUUCAAAGCAAAGGUCGCCGAUCUUUGAAGAACGAGAGGUCCGUCGACGUUCACCGUCGCCAGUGAGGAGACGUCGCUCCCGAACUAGAUCUAGAUCCAGGAGCAGAAAACGAUCGAAUUCACCUAAUCGUGACAGGAAGUAUCGCUCGACCGAGAAGACCAAAAAGCACCGCCAUCGUUCGAGAUCUCGAUCACGAUCAAGGUCGAGAGAACGUGACAGUGGUCGUGAUCGUGAAAGGAAUCGUGAUAGCAUUGCUGUAUUGAGACGUGGUGGAGCCCAGCCUCCUGUUCAAUGGCUCCAUGGACUGAAUUCGAGGCUAGAACGCAUUCCUGCUUGGAAACUCGUAUUUGGAACCAUGACGUUGGGCUUUUUCAUGAAGCAUAUUUUGCUGUUUCUCUUUCUGCAAGGUCCUGAACCAUUAGCUCGAAUGUACACGCGAAGCUUUUACAGGGCAACGUGGAUCAACACAGCACUUGAUGCUGGCUUUUUGACUGCUAUGAACAUCAGACCGAAACCAUUACGUGAUCUUCUAUCUGUCGUCUUCUCUCUCAUCUAUCUGUUCAACGCUGAAGCUGCUGAUAACAAGCUUCGCAAGUACAGAUCCAUGGCAACAGUGGAAAUGAUGCGAAUGUCAUGGGAAAAAACAGAUAAUCCUAUCAUUCGAAUGGCUACUUGGCCAGAACGCCCAUCGCUUGGAAUACGAAAGGAUAUAACGAUUGAGCGACCUGCCAAAGUUUCUCAAUCGUCGUUUCCAAAUGUACCAUUGCCUGCUAUUUCUGCUAGAGUGUUUUAUGCUGGAACUCCUGCACAGUUGAAGGAGUGUGAAGAUCUCGUUUUUCUGGUUCCAGGUGGCGGCUUUGUUUGCAUGCCUCCAACCUGUCAUGACAAUCAUGUUAGUCAAUGGGCCAAACAAACAAAUCGACCCAUCAUUGCAAUAAACUAUGGCAAGGCACCAGAGUUUCCAUAUCCAUGGGCUCUUGAAGAGCUAUUUGAUGCUUACAAGACUGUCAUUGAAACGAAUGGAGCUUGUUUGGGUAUGGCUGGUUGGGAAGUCGAGAGUGAAGAUGGAAGUAUUCGAAGGAGACAUCCCAUUAGAAUUGUAAUGGCUGGAGACUCCGCUGGAGGAAAUCUCGCAACAGGUGUUAUCCUGAAAUUAUUGGACUUGUCUGAUCCAGACUAUCCACCUCCACGUGGAGUCGUCCUCAUAUACCCAUGUCUAUCAUUCGAUAUGGCAUGCUGGAUGCAGCCAGAUCAACUUCGUAUGAUUCGAGCUGAAUCGAGCAAGUCACUAGUCGAUCUGGCCUCAGCCAAAAACCACUUGGCAAGAGAAUCUCCUCUAGCUGUACCCAGUGCUCCCCGUAAAAUUGAUAUUUUGACUGAUAAAGUGGAUCGUACUCCUUCAUGGUAUCGAUGGAAGGCUGACGAUGAGCCUAAAAAGGGAAUCCAUAUUCCAUCCGCCUUAUCAAUGACUAGUCGAAUGUCGUAUUUUACAGAUCGUAUUAUUGCACCUGAAGUGAUUCGAGCAAUGGCAUUAUUGUAUCUGGGCACAUCACCAUCACCACCAAACUUCCAAGAAGACUACUAUUUGAGUCCUGUAGUAGCUCCAGAAGACUUGCUCGCUCAAUUCCCACAAUGUUAUUUGAUUUGUGGUGAAAAGGAUCCAUUUGUAGAUGAUACGGUUGUUUUUGCCAGUCGUCUAAGGGAUAGCAAGCUACGAGCUCAACGUGAAUUGCGUCGAGCUCGAGAUCGUAACCAUAGAGCGCGAGCUGAAGCUACCAUGGCAUGGCAACAAGCAGCAGAUAACGAACAGUUGCAAUCCAUGACCAGACUGAAUGGAACGAAUGGGGCACUAGUUCCAAGACAACAAUCACCACAAGCCAUAUCCCCUGGUAAAACACAAGGAGCCAUUUUGACUGCAUUGAUUCCUAGUGUGAUUGCCUCCAAUAUUCCAUCUGGAAUACACGAUGAAAUAGAUGCUAGGCUACUGAAACCGAUAAAUAAUGCUAGGACAUGGUUGUUUGGUGGCAAUGGUGGUAAAGAGUACAGUGAAGCUGGUAUAGAUGAUUCGGACGACUCCGAAUCGAACAGUGGCAAUGAUAACGGGUCUGAUAUCUUAAAUGGUGAUCAUAAAUCUGUCAUGCCUCCAUUUAUAGAUACGUCAUUACCGCCGGUCUCCCAGUCAUCAAAUGGGCCAUACACGCCACCAUCAUUCGCUAAUUCACCAGCAAUUAGUGAAGUACCUGAUAUACUAGAUGAAGAUUACGCCAAACACCCAUUCUCUCGUAAUUCGAAUAACUCUGUCCGCUUCAAAAUAUUGGCCGGUAUGUCUCAUGGUAUCUUCCAAAUGGGUGCUAUACUACCUGAAGCUGCACAGGCUGUGAGAUUGACUGGACGAUGGUUUGAUGAGAUAUUUACUGACGAGACACUAGAGUCGACUCUACCAUCCGAUAUCGAACGAGAAAUGACACGUACCGUGAUUAACGCCAUGCAAACACGAGAGCAACCCCACGAGCAUAAUGUAGGCUUUUAUAAUACCAUACCAGCUCAACAUGGAUCUCCUGGAAAUACUCCGACAUCCAUAUUAGCAACAACACGAACCUCUUUGAAUGGACUGUCGAAUGGUUAUGGACAUUCCAAUGGGCACUUGAACCGUCGAGUCCAUUUGGCUGCUGAUUCCUAUAAUUAUCUAGGAUCGACUAGUAGUAAUGGUAAUCUAUCUAACAGUAAUGGCAAUUUGUCCAAUGGUCGAUAUCCUGGAAGUACGAGCAGCACUGGGUUACGACGACCUCCUUCGUAUCGAAACUUGAAUGAAGUUAGCGGAGAAGAAAUACUGGGACGACGACGACACGUUCUCACACAAGACCUCUUUUAG